CAAGGUGAGUGAAGCUAACUCAAAAAAAAAAAAAAAAACUCACAUAUUUUGUCAUUUCUUUCCUUUUGUUUGUUUCCCGAGAAAAUCCCAAUUUUGGUCUGUCUGUUUUUCUUGCUUCUGCUCUAACAUUGAGUAAAAAUCAUUACUUGUGUAGAAGUCCAAUUUAGAGAUCAUGGGUCGAGGAGUUAGCAGUGGUGGGGGACAGAGUUCUUUGGGUUACCUUUUUGGGAGUGGAGAAGCUCCGAAACCCACCACAAAUGGCAAUGUCACUGGCCCUAGCACUAUCAGUGAAGUUCCUAAGACCCAGAAUGAGGUUGCUGAGGAAACCCCACAGAAGUCCACCACUGCAUCUCCACCAGCAGAUGUUGCUAGGCAGGUUCCAGCAGGCAUUCCGGGGAACAAUGCAAACAACUACUUCCGUGCUGAUGGUCAGAAUAGCGGCAACUUUCUUACGGUGGCCACAGCAAAUCCUUUGACAAAUUUCUCUAAACAGGAUCGGCGCACAACAAAGGUUCAUGCAGCGCCUGGCGGUGGAUCCUCCCUGGAUUACCUGUUUGGUGGCAACGGGAAGUGAGGCUUUGGAACCGCUGGUUAUGCUGUCCUAAAGUUUGGGGCGAACAAUAUAUAAAUCUUGUUACAUAAUGAAGACAUUUUGAGUUGUAGUGCGGGUUUGGUGGUUUUAGCAUGUUGGGUUCUUUCCAACAUUUUAGACUUUGGGAAAGCCAAAAUUAAUGGUCUUCCUAAACGUAGCAACUGCAUACUGUCAGUUGACCAGACUUAUCUAAUCCGUCCAUUUAAUAUCAAAUAUAUUAUGUUGUGAUUGCUAAUUA
Theobroma umbraticum is the source of this 830-nucleotide messenger RNA. RefSeq names its product protein SPIRAL1-like 1. Gene Ontology annotation, biological process: cortical microtubule organization. The record is from RefSeq and is a predicted model, not a curated record. NCBI's taxonomy places the organism in Eukaryota, Viridiplantae, Streptophyta, Magnoliopsida, Malvales, Malvaceae. Gene Ontology annotation, cellular component: cortical microtubule, transverse to long axis.